CACACAGCUGGCCAAGUUAUGUGUGUCCUGUAAAGGCUAAGUACUGUGGCUAAGGCCACAAUAAUCAAAAGCACGUGGUCAAACAGAACUCACGCUAUUAAAAAGGUUUAUCAGUAUGUAUAUAGACUAAACUGUGAGAAGUUAGUGUAGUAUCCCAUCGUGAUUACUUGUGUUAGUUGUAUGAAGAAGCCAUUUUUACUACUGAAAUCAAAAUGACUGCUGUCGCCCGGGUUGAUCAACCGAAAACCCGCAAAGGAUCGAAAAUUUUGAAAGCAAGAGAACCGCAGGUUAUUGAGAACCCCAAGAAGACAUCAUUUGUCAAGGGAAAUAAUAUUAACCAGCGAACAACUCAAAUCCUUAAAGAUAUUUAUGCUCUGAAGAAAAGCGAAUCCGUAUUUUACCAGCAGAGAAAUGACAUCAAGCCGUUCGAGGAUCCAUCACCGCUUGAGAAGUUGAUGGGUAAAAAAGAUACGUCUUUAUUCGCCUUCGGUAGCCACAACAAAAAAAGGCCACAAAAUAUCGUGCUUGGACGCACCUUCGACAGAAUGAUCAUCGAUCAGUUUGAAUUUGGUGUGGAAAAUUUCAAAUCAUUGCAGGAGUUUAAAGUUCCCAAGAUCGGAGUUAUGCUGAAACCUAUUCUUGUGUUUUCUGGUGAAUCUUGGCAGCACAGCAACGAGAUGAAACGAUUGAAGAAUUUCUUUAUUGACUUCUUCAAGGGCGAACCCCGCGACUACAUCGCGGUGACUGGACUCGAACACGUAAUCUCGUUCACUAUACUGGAUACUAUCUCGAUUCUAUUAAGAAGCUAUAAGGUGCAGUUGAAGAAGAGUGGACAGAAGUCACCGCGAGUCGAAAUUGAAGAAAUCGGCCCUCGAAUGGACUUAAAGAUUCGCCGAAAUAAAAUAGCAUCCGACGACCUCUUUAAACAGGCUUUGCGGAGACCACGAGAACUGAAGGUAAAAAGAAAGAAAAAUAUGGAGCAGAACGACCUGGGGACAUCGUUGGGAAGGGUCCAUAUGGAGAGGCAAGACUUCCAGAAGCUACAGACACGUAAAAUGAAAGGGCUUAAAAGCAAAAAGGGCCAAGCAGUAACUGAUAAUGCGGUCGGUAUCGCCGAAGAGAAAAUGGAUGCUGAAGAAUCUUAAGGAAUCGAUACUGUAGGUGGGCUCUAAGCUAGAGAUCUUGCUAGAUUAUGGCCAAUCCGUGCAUUAUAAUUAUACAAUUAUAUAAUUACAUGCCAUAUAAAUAAAUUUCAAACUUUACAUUGA
This is a messenger RNA of Varroa destructor (honeybee mite), 1268 nucleotides long. It is a transcript of the gene Non3, whose product is annotated as Ribosome production factor 2-like protein Non3. Gene Ontology annotation, biological process: maturation of LSU-rRNA from tricistronic rRNA transcript (SSU-rRNA, 5.8S rRNA, LSU-rRNA); ribosomal large subunit assembly. Gene Ontology annotation, molecular function: rRNA binding. The record is from RefSeq and is a predicted model, not a curated record. Lineage: Eukaryota; Metazoa; Arthropoda; Arachnida; Mesostigmata; Varroidae. Gene Ontology annotation, cellular component: nucleolus.